Molecule: messenger RNA, 628 nt
Organism: Apis florea (little honeybee)
Lineage: Eukaryota; Metazoa; Arthropoda; Insecta; Hymenoptera; Apidae
Source: RefSeq, a predicted model, not a curated record
AUAAACAGUGUUGAUGAUUCAACAUCUUCCCAUUUUCUUCGCAUUUAAGAAUUAACUUUCUUAACGGAACGAUGAACAAAGUGGACGCGAUUUUUUGGUGUUUGUGCAUCGCGAUUAUGUAUCAAACGUUGACGCGCGCCGACCGCGCCGCCAAGGAUUCGGGCAACGCUCUGAGAAUCGACAUUUCCCGAGGAAUCGCCGUCUACGUGACGAAUAACGAAGCGACCGUGAGGCUGAGCAUGUCGUCUUUGUUCGAAAGGGACGAUCCAGAGGAACGAAAAUUCGGAAUAAUGAGGUUGAAAAAGAAAAUUAUAAAAGGAAUCGGUAUGGCGAUGAUGAUGGUCCCUUUGAUGAUACAGUUAGCAUGGCUACCGGUCACCCUCUCCUCCAUCAAAUUGAGUUUAAUCCGGAGCUUGGUCGUAGGGAAAAUCGCGUUGGCAAUAAUGCUGUACAACACGCUGAGGAAUUCCAAGAAGUCGGAAACGAUAGUGAUCCACAAACCUGAAUAUCACCAACACUAUUACGAAACUUAUCACGAGCCGGAAGCGGAUAACAGUUGGUGGGGAAGAGGAAGGAGAUGGCACUUUUCCAAAUAGAAUUAUAUCCUCAAAUAAUCGUGUUUAGUUAG